AUGAGCUUUCAGCUGAUUUGGGUUUUGUUGUUGCUGAGCCCCUUGCUUGCUCAGUGCGAAGAUCAGAGUAGAGUAGAUUACUGGCGUCAAGCUGCAAACAGAUACCUGAAAUCUUCUUUGCACGUCCGAAAAAUUGAAGGCUUGGCCAAAAAUGUAAUCUUGUUCCUGGGAGAUGGAAUGGGACUUCCGACUGUCACAGCGACCCGUUACUACAAGGGUCAAAAAAAGGGAGGAAAAGGAGAAGACGAAGUUCUCACGUUUGAAAACUUCCCGUAUGUCUCGCUUUCAAAGACAUACGCUUUGGACCGACAGAUGUCCGAUUCGGCGAAUUCAGCUACAGCUUAUCUAGGUGGUGCGAAAGCCAACUUUGGCACUAUCGGGGUGGACGGAAGAGUCAAAUAUGGAGGAUGCACAACAUCUCUUGACAGCUCAACUCAUGUUGAUUCGAUUCUGAAAUGGGCUCAAGAUGCAGGUAAAUGGACUGGUUUCACGACAACUACUCGUGCGACGCAUGCAACGCCAGCGGGAUUAUAUGUGCACACAGCGGGUAGAGACUGGGAAAGUUUUGCACCGGAUCCGAGAUGCAAAGAUGCUGCCAGGCAACUGGUAGAGAACUCUCCAGGAAAAGAUAUACGAGUGAUGUUGGCGGGAGGUCUGAGUUAUUUUCUUCCCCCGAACACGGUGGUAAAUGGAACCAGAGGUAAACGGAAGGACUCGCGCAACCUACUCGAUCUCUGGAUGAAGGACAAGUUGCACAAAAGGGGAAAGGUCAUCUUUAGUGCUGAAGAGUUUCGAAAUGUCGACACAGAAGAAGUUGACUAUUUAUUUGGUCUCUUUAGUGCUGACCAUAUGCCCUACGUUGCUGAUGAACCGGACCCAUCACUGUACCCGUCACUGUCUGAAAUGGCAGCAAAGGCAAUUCGAAUGCUAAGUAGAAGUAGUAAUGGAUAUUUCCUGCUUGUAGAAGGAGGGAAAAUCGAUCUUGCCCAUCAUGACAACUCGGCGUUGAAGGCGCUCGAAGAAAGCUACCAGUUCGACAAGGCCAUCGAGACUGUGCUCGGUAUGACGAACCCCGAAGACACUUUGAUUGUGGUGACUGCUGAUCAUUCGCACUCCUUCACCAUUGCUGGAAACUACCCUUUGAGAGGAACCAACGUACUUGGAAUUGGUGGCGUUUCAGACAUUGACGGGAAAACGUUUACGACACUGUCAUAUGCCAAUGGACCAGGCUAUAAGAAAAACGCCCGGGACAGAAAUUUAACAGAUGAAGAAGCACGUAAGAAUGAAUUUUCGAUCUACUGGCGUCGAGAAGCGAACAGAAACUUGAAAUCUUCUCUGCGAAUCCGAAGAAUUGAAGGCUUAGCCAAAAACGUCAUCUUGUUCUUGGGAGAUGGAAUGGGACUCUCGACCGUCACAGCAACCCGUUACUACAAGGGUCAAAAGAAAGGUGGGAAAGGAGAAGACGAAGUUCUCACGUUCGAAAACUUUCCUUACGUUUCUCUCUCAAAGACAUACGGUUUGGACAGACAGACGUCCGAUUCGGCGAAUACAGCUACAGCCUACCUAUGUGGUGUGAAAGCCAACUAUGGCACUAUUGGAGUAGACGGAAGAGUAAAAUAUGAAGAAUGCGCAUCAGCUCUUGACAACUCAACUCAUCUUGAUUCCAUUCUUAAAUGGGCUCAAGAUGCAGGCAAAUGGACUGGUUUUGUGACAACUACUCGCGCUACGCAUGCAACUCCGGCGGGAGUAUACGCGCACACAGCAUGUCGGGAGUGGGAACAGUCUGUACCGGAUUCAAGAUGCAAAGACAUUGCCAGACAACUGGUGGAGGACUCUCCGGGAAAAGAUAUACGAGUAAUCUUGGCAGGAGGUCUGAGUUAUUUUCUUCCCUCAAACACAGAGCUAAAUGGAACCAAAGGCUCGCGGAAUGACUCACUCAACCUAAUUGAUGAUUGGCUGAAGAGCAAAGCAGACAAAAAGGGAAAAGCUGUCUUUAGUGCUGAAAGUCUUCGAAUGGUCAAAACAGAAGAAGUUGACUAUUUACUUGGUCUCUUUCAUGCUAACCAUUUGCCUUACGCGGCUGACCUUACCGAUCCGUCACAGUAUCCAUCACUGGCAGAAAUGACGGCAACAGCUAUUCGGAUACUUCACAGAAGUGCUAAAGGAUACUUCUUACUCGUAGAAGGUGGGAAAAUCGACCUUGCCCAUCAUGUGAACUGGGGGAUGAAGGCCCUCGAAGAAGGUUACCAGUUCGACCAAGCCAUCGGGACUGCACUCAGUAUGACGAACCCUGAAGACACUUUGAUUGUGGUGACUGCUGAUCACUCACACGCGUUCACCAUUGGCGGAGACUACCCUUUGAGAGGAACCAACGUACUUGGAAUUGGUGGUAUUUCAGACAUUGACGGGAGAACUUAUACGACACUGGGGUACAACAAUGGGCCUGGCUAUAAGAAAAAUGCGCGAGACAGAAAUUUAACGGACGAAGAAGCAAUGGACAAAGACUUCCGACAAGACGCUCUUUUUCCCAAGCGUAUCGCCACACACGGGGCGGAGGACGUAGCUGUUUACGCCCUGGGACCUUGGGCCCAUUUAUUCCACGGGGUCCACGACGAAUCCUACAUCCCUUACGUGAUGGGGCACGCGGCUUGCAUCGGUCCUGAUUUGGAUCCCUCUCUUUGCAGCUCUGGAACUGCGACGCGUCCUCCAGUACAUGGAUCGACAACCGUUCUAAGGACUAUCCUAGUAAUUUUGGUCUACAUGUUUCAUAAGCAUAGCAAGUGACGAUCAUUUUUGGUAAUAUCCCUAAGUUUAAGGAUUGUUCAGAUCUAGCUGACCCAAAAUAAUCAUUUUAAAAAAACUGAUAAGAAUCAUCAUUUAAAAUGGCUUUGUUUUUUAAUGAAAAGUGGCUGUAACUUAUAAGGUUAAAAAAACUAUUCCUAG
Messenger RNA from Uloborus diversus, 2943 nucleotides. RefSeq names its product alkaline phosphatase, tissue-nonspecific isozyme-like. Lineage: Eukaryota; Metazoa; Arthropoda; Arachnida; Araneae; Uloboridae. The record is from RefSeq and is a predicted model, not a curated record. The coding region runs from base 1 to 2784 and encodes 927 amino acids. Gene Ontology annotation, biological process: dephosphorylation. Gene Ontology annotation, molecular function: alkaline phosphatase activity. The transcript has 16 exons.